UGUCUUUACUUGUCAUGGGUUUGGUAGAAUCCCUUAUCCUAAACAUCCCAGGCACCACUGCAGUGCUAUGUGGCCUGCUGUUUCUGCUGGUGGUUUAUUUCUUCUUUUCUUUCUCAGCUGGUAGUAAUGCUAAGGAGCCUCCAGGACCCAAACCACUGCCUCUCUUGGGAAACUUGCUCCAGCUGGACCUCAAAAGGCCCCAUGAGUCUCUUUAUGAGCUUUCCAAGCAGUAUGGAUCAGUUUUCACAACAUACAUUGGUCCAAAGAAAGUGAUCAUUUUAGCAGGAUACAAGGCCGUAAAAGAGGCACUGGUGAAUCAUGGCGAGGAAUUUGGAGACAGAGACAUUAUCCCGUUAUUUUAUGACUACAACAAAGGGCAUGGUAUCCUGUUUGCUAAUGGAAAUGACUGGAAAGUGAUGAGACGUUUCGCUCUCACAACUCUUAAGAACUUUGGGAUGGGCAAAAGUGGGAGCCAAAAGAAAAUCUUAGAGGAGAUCCAGUACUUGAAAGAGGUUUUUGAGACACACAGAGGAGAGGCAUUUGAUACCAGCAGGCCUGUGAACUGUGCUGUGUCAAAUGUGAUUUGCUCUAUUGUUUAUGGCAACAGAUUUGACUAUGAAAACCCACAGUUCAAGGCCAUGGUGGACAGGGCAAAUGAAUGUGUCCAAAUGGGUGGAUCUCCUGCAAUACAGCUUUAUAAUGUAUUCCCCUGGCUUGGUCCUUGGCUUAAGACAUGGAGGAAGCUCAUGGAUUACAUUGAAUGCAACUUUAAGGAGAUGGCAGAGCUUAUAAAGGGUCUUAAGGAAACACUGAACCCAGAAGAAUCCAGAUGUUUUGUGGAUUGCUUUUUAACAACCAAGCAGAAAGCAGAGGAAUCAGGACAAAAACAUUCUUUGUUCCAUGAGCAGAAUUUGUACUCUACAGUAUCCAACCUGUUUGUAGCUGGUACUGACACAACAAGCACAACACUGCGCUGGUCUAUGCUGAUAAUGGCCAAGUACCCACAUAUACAGGACUGGGUACAGGAGGAGAUCGACAGGGUGGUUGGUGAUCGUCAGCCAGUAGUAGAGGACAGGAAGAACUUGCCUUAUACUAAUGCAGUGAUCCAUGAAAUCCAAAGAGUGGCCAACAUAGUGCCCAUGAGUCUCCCUCACACCACCACAUGUGACAUUCAGUUCCAGGGCUUCAUCAUCAAGAAGGGAACCUCUGUGUUUCCUCUGCUGACGUCUGUGUUGAGGGAUGAGAAUGAGUGGGAGAGCCCUAACACCUUCAACCCAGCACACUUUCUUGAUGAGCAGGGGCAAUUUGUCAAGAAAGAGGCCUUCAUGCCAUUUUCUGCAGGGCGCCGGGUGUGUCUGGGAGAGAGUCUGGCCAGGAUGGAGCUGUUCCUCUUUUUCACCUCCCUCCUGCAACACUUCCGCUUCACUCCUCCACCAGGCAUGUCUGAGGAGGAACUGGACCUUACACCAGUUUUUGGAGUCACUCUCUCGCCUACCCCACACAAACUGUGUGCAGUCAGACGCCAGUAGUUGCUCUUGAUGAAUUUUCUUGACAACAUUUCAG
Molecule: messenger RNA, 1563 nt
Organism: Colossoma macropomum (tambaqui)
Lineage: Eukaryota; Metazoa; Chordata; Actinopteri; Characiformes; Serrasalmidae
Product: cytochrome P450 2K1-like
Exons: 9
Coding region: 15-1529 (504 amino acids)
Biological process (GO): xenobiotic metabolic process
Cellular component (GO): intracellular membrane-bounded organelle; cytoplasm
Molecular function (GO): heme binding; oxidoreductase activity, acting on paired donors, with incorporation or reduction of molecular oxygen, reduced flavin or flavoprotein as one donor, and incorporation of one atom of oxygen; iron ion binding
Source: RefSeq, a predicted model, not a curated record